Westerdykella ornata is the source of this 282-nucleotide messenger RNA. RefSeq lists its product as uncharacterized. NCBI's taxonomy places the organism in Eukaryota, Fungi, Ascomycota, Dothideomycetes, Pleosporales, Sporormiaceae. The transcript is spliced from 2 exons. The record is from RefSeq and is a predicted model, not a curated record. Bases 1 to 282 code for a protein of 93 amino acids.
AUGGCUAGGAUGGGCGACGUGUACAAGAAGGCGUAUUGGAACAUUGCGGCCACGGGGACCAUGGAUGGCAAGACGGGGUUUCUUGAGAAGGAAGAGGAGGAAGAGCAGGAGGAUGAGCUGCCCGUCCAUGCCAAUGGCGAUUUUGAGGCCUACGUCAUGCUGGCGAAGCCCAACACACGAGGCUGGGUGAUGCAGCAAAGGGUCUUGUCGAGACGGACUAUCCACUUUGCGACGGAUAUGUGGACUGGGAAUGUGGUGGAUAUGUCGUGUCUGACAGCAUGA